Molecule: messenger RNA, 9478 nt
Organism: Xyrichtys novacula (pearly razorfish)
Lineage: Eukaryota; Metazoa; Chordata; Actinopteri; Labriformes; Labridae
Source: the annotation of a GenBank genome assembly
AUGGAGAAGCGCACGGUCAAACUCUUCCUAUUGCUGACAUACUUGGCUGCACCGUUGCGAACUUACCGUGAGUAUUAUUUCUUUGUCUCUGAACAUGUGAGAAAGUGGAUUUGUGUCCAGUUUAGUAGAGUCAAAUUGACUGUCCGGAUAUAGCAAUAUUGCAAAUGAGUUUUCCAAACAGCAGUUGACGGUUGUACUUAGCAGUAGGUUUUAAAAAUAUAGUUUUGUUUGAUUUCUUGUUCAAAGAAUGUUUUUGUCUUAUAAAUAUGGUGCGUGAUACAACCAUGGCAUCGAACAUCAUCAUCUUGAUCAUAACCUUGAAUGUUUUAAUGUCCUUUAGCUGCAGGAAAUCCUUUAUUUUAGUUGUAGCCUAUCUGCAAAAAACACCCACAACACAUUACGUGUAUUUUAAGGAAUGAGGGUAAUCUAUUUUAUAUCUUUUUACACCAGUAAUCUAAGAAAAUGAAAAGAGUGGAAAUGUUUUCCAUAUUGUUCAGUUUAUAGUGACCUUACUUUAUGUAAUGUGUUAUUCAAUCUCGACCAUGUAACCCCGUCCAUCCUCCUACAAUGGUAGAGCUUCGAGAGGCCACAGUUUUUUGGAAAACGGCCCAGAAAAGUGUGAUCCUGAAGGAGGGGGUGAUGGAGACAGAGGGGGGAGCCUAUGGUUACUUCAAUGACACUCUGCUCAUUAAUGGAUGGGGUGUCUUGGAGGUCCGUGCAGGUCAUGGGGUCCCACAAGAAGAUGAGACCACCUUUUUCCUGGCUGGGUACCUGGAGGGUUAUCUCACUGCAGGGUGAGUCUCCCAAGUGUGGAAGGAAAUUAUAACACAUUGAAUGAGUUUGUUUGUGGUAUUUUACAGAAUUAUUCACUGUGACUUUAAACACCUCAUAUCAUCAUCCUUCUGUUGGGGGUUGUUCUUAAAUGUAUAGUCUGGGUAUACUGCAAUUUUUUGGUUCAUAGCUAAUGAAAAUCAGAAAUCCACUGGUCCAACACUUUGGGACUCCAUUACCACAAAUUACUGCAUUAAUGUGGCCUGGCAUACAGAUGGCACUGGCCAGAUGUAAUUGAACUCUGGUUUUGUAAUUAUUUUUGUGUCAGGGAUUUCUCAUCUUCCUUUUGAUUCAGGGUUCAGGUCUAGUGAGUUAAGUGCUGACUGAAGUAUUUCACAUUAUUUCACUUUUUCGAUACACACCUGUACAGAAGUAAAGUAUAUUUCUGAUGAGUUCUAUAUGAAAUCAGUUUUAUCUUGAUAACAAUCCAGAAGUUCUAAACAGAAUUUAGACCCUCUCUUUAUAUAAGAGAUGCUUUGCUGUGGUGAAAAGUCACAUUUCAAACCUGAUUAUGCUGCAGUAUAGAGUUUAUAAUUGAAAUUCACUCAGCUUUAAAAAUAAAACAAAAGUGCUGCUGUAUUUUUUAACUUCUGCUAUACUGUGAGGUAGUUACAUCAAAAACAACAUGUAACUGUAUGUUUGUAGUUUGGCUGUCUACUGAAAACCGGACACCUCUAAAAAUAAGAUAAUGAAAUUCUUAAAAUAACGAAAGAAAAAAAUGUGCAUUUUGUUAGGGAAAAAUGAGCUCAAUCAAUCCAAUAAUGAAAUUUCUGAUUUUAGGUGACAGUCAAGGCUUAAAUGCUGCUGAGGAACCUUUGGUUUGGGUUUAUUUUGUGUAUAUCUUAAAGCUUUCCGAUCUAGCUCUGUUCUUUUGGUCAGAUGUGUUAUUUAUGAUUAUACACUGUUGAAAUACAACUUAAGGCUGUGUUAAACUUUAAAACUUACCAGAUAGAGACUGCCAGUCUUGUUGUUGAUGGCCUUACAUGCUUUUGUAGGUCAUAAAGAGGCAUCAGUAUAAGUUUUAGUCCUUUCCUCAACCAGUUAAAACACCUCAAUGGAGCUUUAAAAACAUAGUCUUUGAAAACUGAAAAUCUAAAAAGCUAUUUAACAAAUAUACUGGAGCACAGGAGAAUAUUUACCCCAAGGAACAGUGGGGGAGUUACAUAAAAAGGAAAACUUUGCUGCAGUACCAUUUACCGACAAGUGAUUGAGUAAAUGCACUUUGUCAUAUUUAAUUGACUUACAAUAUGACUGUGUUACUGGAACUGUUUCUAUGUUUAAUCAAAAGAAAGAAUUCAAUUCUCACUGUUUUUAUGUUCUCUCUGUAGACAAAUGUUCCAUCACUUCAACAACAUGUACCCUCAGCUCAUAAAAGACGAGAAGGUCUUGAAUCCCCUGAAGAGAUUUUUAAGGUACAGACCUACUUUGAAGUUAAGCCUCUGUGUAUCAGCAGAACUCAGCAGGAUAAAUCCCAUUGUAGUGUUUUCUACCUUACUGAUAUGUUUCUUGGUUUGGGUGCUCACCACUUGUAUUGAAGUUUAUAUCUGAUUGAAGAAUGUGCCAUUUUGAGAUAGUGGAUGAUACUACAACCAGCUUUACCAGCAUUUUCUCACAUAACUACAGUUUGUAUUCAAUUCAAACAUGAAAUCUAUGCCAGCUGCCCAUUAAAGGACACAAAUCUGCAUCUACUCACUGAAUGAUCCAUAGCAAACAGGACCAGUGGGCAAGAGAGCAGGUGAGACUGAGGAGAUCCAGUGACCCCUUGUGGAAGCAUUUGGGACUGAUGCUGGCCCAGCUGGAUGGACUCCACGCUGGCGCCGCACAGUGGGCCAAAAGCAAACAUCAAGAGGUGUGUUAAUAUGAAUUUGUGCGUUGUUGACAAAGCUGUUACUGUAUAUCAUACCGUUCACCUCUGGCACUUGCUCUCUGCUUCCUCCCCAGCCUCUAUCAGCAUUUGCACUUCAGUUUCUGAAUGGUGUCGGUGACAUCCUGGACCUGGUCCCAGCUCUGACACCUCGCUCCAACUCCUCCACAGGCGGCGGGGCUUUCAGGAUGCCAGGAAUGGGCCACUGCACUGCUCUCAUCAAGGUUAGGCCAAGCUCAUUUGGCUCAAGCUGUGAGGGAGCUCUUGGGAGGUCUGAAAGUAGGCCUAAUGAGUAUCUUUGUGGCUCCUUGUGCAUGGGGGUUUUCUCUUUUCAAAAGUGUCAGUAAAGAGCAUCACAGGCCCAUUAGAGGAGAAUAGUUCCCUGUCCACCAACACCCAUUCAGGAAACUGAGAUGAGGGGCAAAUAAAAGACAGGCCAAAGCGAAGCGAUGCUAUCAGCAAACCUGCGUCAUAGUUUCAUUAGUAGGUCAACAUUUUGUUUCUAGUUGAAACAGGAAUGUUAAGGAUGCCUUUGAGUCUUUCAAAAAUGUUGGUUUAAUCAAAUGUUGUUUUUAAAAAAGUGUUUUCAUCUGCUUCAAAAUGAAAAUGUCACUACAUGUGUGAGAUUAACUGUUCAUUCUGUUAAAAUAAAGCAACCUAGUUUAAAUUCAGUCUCUUUUUUUGGUUAAUGAUUACAAACCUGACUGAGAAUCAAAGACCGUUAAGAUAGACGGCAGUUCAGAAAGUUUCUGACAAAGAACAGCCACACACACAAGUGUACAAAAGAGUCAAUAUUUACAACCAAUUUUUACAAUUUAGUAAAGUGUGUAACAUCAGAAUUAAUCAACAAGACCUUGUUCAGUCCACCAAGAUCAUGUGCAGAACACCCACAACCAGAUAUGUCUGCCUCCAGUUUGUUCAACAAGGCUUCAUUUGAAUCUUUUUUUGAGCUUCAACUCUUUCUGUGAUACGUUUACUGAAUUCCCACCAAUUAGCCAAUGUAUUAUUCUACUCAUGGAAAAUAAAGAUCAACCAGUAAAUCCAUGCAAAAAAACAAUGAUAAGGAAGGGCUUUAAAAUUAGUGAUAAACCUCAGUGCUCUGUGUUCAAGUUUACAAAUUAGAUUUAGUUUAACCAAGACAGUGAUAUGAUAAAGACAGCCCUGUAAGACUGAAAUGGCUGAGAUUGUGUUAAAACUAGCCUAGCUACUGGUACAGGAUGGUCAUGCAGAUGUUUAAGUACAUUAUCAGUUUAAUAACAAUACUACCAGAAUGCACAGCCAUGCUAGCAACCCUGUCAGGCACAAUGAUGCUUUGAUUCAAUGCUAGAAAAAGAAGAAGCUUGUUUGCUUGUUGUUUAUUGUCUCAUGAUAAUUGCCACAUUACUUGUUAGCUUUUUAGACACAAUACAGUUAAAGCUAUCCUGUUUUCAGUAUCAACAACUUUGACAAUUUGGCACAGGGUGAAAAAUACGAACAUUAAUGUUGUGCACAUGAUGAGUAAUUUGAUUUUUACGUCUUUCACUCUCUUCUUGUGUCUAAGGUGCUCCCCGGCUUUGAGAACCUGCUGCUGGGUCAUUCGAGCUGGUACACAUACGCUGCCACCAUGCGCAUAUAUAAACACUGGGACUUUAAGGUGUCUGAUACACACUUUGCCAAUGGAAAGAUGUCAUUCAGCAGCUACCCUGGUACACACAAACAUGCUUGGAGUUUAAAUACAUGAACUGGAUUUUGUAAAGUAGCGUGUCAGCCCUCAGCGCAGCAGAAUACAGGAGUCUUUCAAAAGCCCUGAGCCGAGGUGAACAGCUUGUCGUUAAUCCACAUGGUUUCAUUUUCAUCUUGGAAAAUAUAAACAAGACAUGGAGGACUUAACCCAAAUCCUUAAUGAAUAUUCUUCACUGGAUGUAAUUCUUCUGUUAAGCACACAGCUUAGUCCAUGCAGAGAAAACAUCCAUUGUUGCAUUUGUUCAUGUAAAACAGAGCCAGGAUGAGAUGUAUUCCCUCUCUGUAAAGUCUGGGUGGGCUCAGUAGUUUUGAGAGGAAAGAUCUGCAGAGUAGUCCUGAACAUAAAAAUCCUCUAACAGGGUCCAUUGCUAUCAGAACACAAGUGGUUUUGAAAAGCUCUAUUUUUAGUCCAGCAGGCCUAGGACGUCACACUCUUUAAAUGAGGAGGGGAAGUACAGUCUUGCUGUUGUAGAUGGUAUGUGACCCCUGCAGCCUUCUUAAGCUGUUUUCUCUCCCACGGUGUGAUAAUUGAACACAUAACACUGCAUAGUGCUGUCAGAACAAGAAAUAAAGAAAUAUAAAUACUUCAUGUUACAGAAGAUGAAGGGCUGGUGGGAAAAUCCUGCUGCUUGUGGUUAUUAUAUUAUUAACAACAGCAGCAGCAGGAAAUCUAUUUUUAAUAGCAGCAUUAGCAGAGUUAAAAAUUAAAAGCAGCAGUAUUGUAAUGUAAUGGUAAUUGAACAGGUACUAAAAGGAGAGUAAAUAGUUUUUCUGCCUGUAAUAAAUAUUUAAACCAGAGGCUUCAACUGUAAGGGCCUGUGUCCACUAACAGCACUUUGUUGUGCUUGAAGCGCCUUUAACCUCUCUGUCAGAGCACUUCUCAUCUAUUGUUGUGAGGGAAUGAAAGUUGCCUUGCUGUCCCUCUACUUCUUUUAAUAGUUACCAAUAAGUCUGUAUUAUUCACAGCUUAAUAAUUGAUUUUUUAUACAUGAUGAACAGGAAAGAAAACAGUAUUAUCAAAUAGUAGGCCUUUAGAUUUUUUUUUUUUUGCACUGUUCCCUUUUUUUGUCUACUUUAUAGAGGGAGAAAGAAGCAGUGAGCACAACCCUGACAUAUUAAGUUUUAAUGAUGAACAAUCUAGCGUACAGUUUCAGAGGUACACACAGAGCAGAAUCAUUAUUUAUACAGAGGGAUAAUUGUGCGCUGAAGAUCCACUCUGCAUAUUUGCUUCAGUAUGUGUCCCUGCUUGCUACUAGCUGGAUCUGUAGGCUGUUUUGUGCGAAGCAGAUAUAUGUGGGUAUAUCUCAGCUUUCAGCUAUAAAAAACUGCCAACUGCAUCCGAGGAACAACGGGAGAACAGCAGGAUAAAACUGGACAUGAUGAUUUGUUUUGAUUAGGAAGUUUACAGCUCCAGAGUAACCAGCAAUUAAAGCUGUCAGUACAUGCUCAUAAAAAGUCGGGUAUCUCAAUCUGCAGAUAAAGAUAGACAAUGAUGUCACUACAGCUCUGUUUACUUGUCCUCCUCCUCCUCCCUCUACUCCUCCAGGCUUCCUCAUGUCUCUGGAUGACUUCUAUCUUCUUGGGGGCGGCUUGUUGAUGACUCAGACCUCCAUCGAUGUCUUCAACAUCUCUCUGUUCUCCCAGCUCAGCCCUCACAGCCUGCUGGCCUGGCAGAGGGUCCGACUGGCCAACAGCCUGGCACACACGGGAGAGGAAUGGGCGCAAGUCUUCUCCAAAUACAACUCAGGUGAAAACCUGUCAAUUAGGCUGAAUAAUUCCCACUUUAUUAUAUAUUAUAAUGUAAACUUGCUCCACUAUCUUAAAACCAAAGUAAGUACAGGCAUGAUACAGUUGAACUAUGACUCCUUGGUGGCCAGAAAACGGUAGAAAUUUGUGUCAAAGUAAAAUACCUAAAUACUUUUUAUUCAUGAGCAUACUUUUUUUGAAAAACUGUCGGUGUAGAUUUUCACUUUUGUCCCCCCCUGUUGGAGAUUUGAACUUAGCUGCAAAAUGGGGACAGAAAAAGCUUCUUAGAUCCUCUAACCAUCCCAAAUUAUUGAGAUUAGGACUGGAUUAAUUUUAUCAGUGGACCUCUGCAUGUCCCAAAAUAGGGUUGAUGAUUAGGGCUUAGUCAGGGAUCAAAAUCACAGGUGUCCUCUGUAGUUAUUACAAAUGAUCAGAGGUCCACAGGUAUUACUAAUCCUGUGAAAAUAAGGGUUUGGAUUGCAUUUUCAGCUGAAAAGAUGUACUAUUAAUAAAACAUGAAUAUAAGUACGACCUACACAAGUAAAGGCAAAGACCAGUAAAGAGGUAGGACAUAAAAACUCGUAUUAAGUGGUUGCCCAGAUUGAAACAAAAGGAAGCUCUAAACUAGCAUUUCUGUCUGGCUGUUGUCAUGAAAAUCUGUGUAUUCAGCAGUUGUCAGGGCAGAGGACUAAAGAGAGAAAUCUGAAACUCACAGAAAAGCAUUAAAACUCUGCCUGUACAAAAAAAUGAGUGGACAAGUUUCCAUGGAGACUAAGCAGACUCCCAAACACACCAUCCUUAUCAUUACACAACAAUUGUGAGCAUUAAUUGAGCUGCUGCUUUGAUCUUUCACAUCGUGUUGCUAUGGGAGGGCAAAGGAGAACAGGACAGAGUGUUCUUGAUACAGACAAUCCUCUCAUAGCCCAGCAGCCUUUACCCUCAUACUCCCCAUCCUGCCAAAUUGUUGUGGCAGCCUGCAGGCACUUAACACAGGAGCCUCUACUUUACCUUGGCCUUUGUUUUUAUUUCAUCUAAAGUGAGUUUGGUACAGGAUUUAUUGUAUGUGCAAGUCAGUAUCUGGAGCCAUAAGUUAAAUUUGUAUCCUCAAGUAGUCUUAGAUCCUCCAGGCACAUGCAAGACUGUGAAGCAUGCUCCCCGAUGAUAGUUAUAUGCCAAAAACAAUACAGCUGUAACCUGGAUGCGGAGGAACUGGAAGAAUUAGCAAAAUGUGGCUGGGGAAGACCUGUUGGUGACAGUCCAUUUGUCAUAACAGAUUUCCUUAAUGCCCCUAUGAUGCCGUUUCACUCUGGAUAGUUAAAAGUUAAUGGCGAUUCAGUAUCAGUGCACAGCUUAAGAAUAGCACCACUGGCUCAGAGUGAACCACUUGAUGGAUUGCAGUGACAUUUAAUUCAGGUAUCCGUGAUCCCAAGAGGACAAAGAGUACUUUUCAUUCAGAGAUGGCAUUUCACUGUUAACAGCCUCUGCAUUAAACUGAGUUAGGCCUGCAGAUUAACUAAUAUCUUCUCUGCAGCAUCAAAGAGAUUAAAGUGAGCCUCUACACUACAAGCCUUGUUUAAAAAGGAAGAUAUUUCCCCUUUAUUUAUCUUCUGUGUCUCUUUACAAGAACAGAGCAGCUUUUCAGCAACUCUCUGCAGUUUUCAGUUUACAGUUCAUGCUUGAAAAAGGCAGAGUAGAGAGCUUUGAAGAUAAUCCCUACAAGUAGACCCACAUAUUAACUGUGUAUUUGUGAUCAACAUUAGCUUAAUAAAGAUCACUUUUCAAACUUUUACUUUUUAGGCAGUUUUUAGUGCAACAUUUUCUUGUCUUGGAAAAAAAUGCUUCAGAGAGGGAUAAACAGAUGUAUACCUCAUAAGAGGGUGAUUUACUGUGUCUGUAUUUUAGGAACAUACAACAGCCAGUACAUGGUGGUGGACCUGAGCAGGGUCUCUCUUGGUCACAGUAUCAGAAGUGGAGCUCUGACUGUGGUGGAGCAGAUCCCUGGUAAAGUGAUGUACUCUGAUCAGACUCAAGCUCUCCGCAGAGGUAAGAAAAGAAAACCUCUCCUUCCUUUUUGUCUGGGUGUGUCAGAGGAUUGCAGAGGUUCAUGUUUUAGCCAGAUAACAUGGUAAUACUACAUAUCUCUCUGGCAGGUUACUGGCCAUCCUACAAUAUACCCUUUCAUGUUGAAAUCUACAACCUAAGUGGAUACGGUGUAAUGUGGAAGAGAUAUGGAGAAGACUUCUCCUACGACCUUUGCCCACGAGCCAAAAUCCUGCGCAGGGACCAGGCUAAGAUCUUUGACUUGAACUCCCUUAAACACAUGAUGAGAUACAACAGUAGGUCUUACAUUCGAUCUUUUAUUACUCUCAUAACUUUUAGUAAACUCAAAGAAACACAGAAAGAUAGGAGUCAUUUUUACAGUUUGAAGCAGCGAGACUCAAAGUCAGAGUGGUUUUGUUUCAGACUACAAAAGAGAUCCCUACUCUAAGGGCCACCCGUGUAAAACCAUCUGCUGUCGUAAUGACCUGAGACCAAGAAGACCUCGACCAGGGGGUUGCUAUGACACCAAGGUAAGAUGUCAUCAGUGUAUUAAUGAGGGAGUUAAGUUUGAUAUAAGAACUUUAGUAGAGGAGAAAUGUCUUUUGAAAGUUAGCGAUCCCAAAAGACAUUUGGAUCUAUCAUCUGUGGGUACAGGUAUCGCACAAUAUCUCUGCCUCUGAGACCAGAAACAAAUUCAGUUACAGUGUCCUGUCAAACACUGUAUUUAACAGAUUGACCUAUAUUUGGUUGGAGUUGCUAAACUGGGAACAAUUGAGUUUGUAUUGAGACUAUUUCCACUCUAAAGAAAAGGAAAAAAUUGCAAAAAGACUGAGUCAUUUUUGUUCCUGGCUCUCCAAAGGUCAGGUUAAAUAUUGUCACCUAUUUCAAAAUGUCAAGAGGUCCACAUUAUGAUGCACUCAAGCAUUACAGUAUAUUGUGGCACAUGCAUAGAAUAACUCAUCUUUAUAAAUGGCAGCAGAAAUAUCUCCAUUGACGUACACAACCUCUAUCUAAAGGCCAGAUUCAAAUACCGUGUUUCUUCCUGUUGCUCACCCUUCCCUUUGUGACGUCUUUAACCAUUUUCAUCUCAUGAUGCAGGUGACCAACUACCAGAUGGCUGUCCAGCUGGUUGCCGAGGCAAUAAACGGCCCAACAACGCAGGGGGGGCUGCGUCCAUUCUCAUGGCAAUCCUUCAACUUCUCGAGUCACCAGGGUCUCCCACUCACCUAUAACUUUCCCUUCGUGACCAUGAGGCCCACACUGUAUCAACCCUGA